Entelurus aequoreus (snake pipefish) is the source of this 6135-nucleotide messenger RNA. RefSeq names its product extended synaptotagmin-like protein 1b (gene esyt1b). Gene Ontology annotation, biological process: lipid transport. The record is from RefSeq and is a predicted model, not a curated record. Lineage: Eukaryota; Metazoa; Chordata; Actinopteri; Syngnathiformes; Syngnathidae. Gene Ontology annotation, molecular function: lipid binding. The coding region runs from base 265 to 5676 and encodes 1803 amino acids. The transcript is spliced from 52 exons.
UUUCUUCCAGUGGGCGUGUUUUCGUUUAGAUAACGGGACUGGGGGAGAGCAGCAAGAGCAGAACUUGCCAAACCAACGAAAAGAAGAAAACAUCUUGAGAAAAGGACGCAAUAUAAUUAUGAUGCAGUUCGGUUCUUAAAGCAAUUGGGAUUCGUUUCGCAUCAAUGUCGUUAUAACUGUGUUAGGCCUGCAAGGACAUUCUUUAACAGGCAUUUGUUUCCUUCAUUCAAGCAUUCCUGGGAGUCCCGAGGCUAUAAAAGAACAAUGCAGAGCGAGAAAUCUGAGCCGAGCGAGCUGAAAGUCGCCGACGGUUCCGGGCCAGGCGAGGCCGAGAAGAGCGCACCAAUUCCGGGCAAUGAAGUGCAGACGACGCCUCCCCGCACCAAAGGCACACGCGCCGUGGCAGUGCUGUGGACUUUUGGGAAGUGUCUGGGGGCUUUGCUUCCCGUCUACCUGGCAGGCUACUACCGGGUCAGCACCAGCCUGCUAGUGUGCGGCAUGAUGGUGUACACCGGGUGGAAGCACGCCCGGGAGGCCAAGGAGGAGAGGCUCAAGUUGGCCAUGCAUCUUCUCUGCGACGAGCACGAACACGGCGACUUGAACAUGUCCAAAAUAAAGCGAGACCUUCCUGCUUGGGUCAACUUUCCAGAUGUGGAGAAAGUCGAAUGGCUGAAUAAGGUGCUGCAGCAGGUGUGGCCCUUCGUUGGCCAGUACCUGGAGAAGCUCCUAGUGGAGACCAUCGCGCCGUCUAUUCGAGCCUCAAGCAGCCACCUCCAGACACUCAGUUUCACCAAAGUGGACAUGGGCAACAAGGCCAUGAAGGUGGUAGGAAUCAAGGCGCACACCGAGAACGACAAAGGACAAGUCCUGCUCGAUCUGUACAUCAGCUACGUCGGCAAUGUGGAGAUCAACGUGGAGGUGAAGAGAUACUUCUGCAAAGCCGGGGUCAAAGGAAUACAACUGCACGGGAUGAUGCGGGUCAUCCUGGAGCCUCUGAUUGGUGACGUGCCCAUCGUGGGAGCAGUCACCAUGUUUUUCAUCCGCAGGCCUAAACUAGACAUCAACUGGACAGGAAUGACUAAUUUGUUGGAUAUCCCUGGAUUGAAUGUUAUGUCUGACAGCAUGAUCAUGGAUGCAAUCGCCUCCUUCUUGGUGCUGCCCAACCGCCUGGUAGUGCCCCUGGUCCCAAACCUGCAUGUGGGGCAUCUUCGCUCCCCUUUGCCAAGGGGUGUGGUCCGCAUCCACCUGGUGGAGGCCCAGAAUCUUGCAGCAAAGGACAGCUAUGUCAAAGGAGUCAUGGCCGGCUUGUCCGACCCCUAUGCCAUAUUGAGAGUGGGUCCCCAGAUGUUCACCUCGCAGCACUUUGACAACACAGACGCGCCCAAGUGGGGAGAGACGUACGAGGUGAUAGUCCAUGAAGUGCCUGGUCAGGAACUGGAGGUGGAGGUUUAUGACAAAGAUCCAGACCAGGAUGACUUCCUGGGCAGGACCAAACUGGAUUUGGGAAUUGUGAAGAAAUCCACAGCAGUUGAUGACUGGUUCCCGCUGAAGGACACUCCUUCAGGCCAGGUCCAUCUCAGACUGGAGUGGUUGUCCUUGAUGUCGUCGACUGAUCGCCUCGAGCAGAUCCUUAAACGAAACGAGAGCGUGACCAGUAAGACGGCAGACCCCCCAUCCUCCGCCAUUUUGGUCAUCUAUCUCGACAAGGCUGAAGCUCUUCCGAUGAAGAAAGGGAAUAAAAAGCCCAGUCCCAUGGUGCAGUUAUCUGUGCAGGACAUCACGAGAGAGAGCAAGACAUGUUACACAACGGUGGAUCCAGAAUGGGAGGAAGCAUUUACCUUCUUUAUCCAGGAUCCACGCAAACAGGACAUUGAUGUCCAGGUGAAAGACGUGGACCGUGUGCAGACGUUGGGCAGUCUGACCCUGCCUCUGUCCAAGCUGCUGUCCACUGCCGACCUCUCUGUGGACCAGAUGUUCACGCUGGAGAACUCUGGACCCGCCAGUCGCAUAUAUAUCAACGCCGUUCUCCGAAUGCUGUGGUUCGAUGAGGAACGCAUCACAGCUGAUGUGUCCUCUCACCUAGAGUCUGGAGGCAAGCAGUUAGCUCAACACACCUCUCCCCACUCCAGCUUCGCAACAGAGGGGCUGCUUCGGAUCCACCUCUUGGCUGGGCAGAACCUGGUUCCCAAAGACAACCUGAUGGGGGGCAUGGUGAAGGGGAAGAGUGACCCUUACGUCAAGGUGAACAUCGGGGGAGAAACAUUCACAAGCGGGGUCAUCAAGACCAAUCUCAACCCCACCUGGAACGAAAUGUAUGAGGUGAUUCUGACCCAGCUGCCCGGUCAGGCGCUACAACUGGAGGUGUUUGAUAAAGACAUGGACAUGAAGGAUGACUUCAUGGGAAGACUGAAGAUCAACCUGAAGGACAUCAUUGAUUCUCAGUACAUUGAUCAGUGGUACACUCUCAAUGAUGUCAAGUCAGGUCGAGUUCACCUGAUACUGGAAUGGGUUCAGACAGUCCCAGAAGCAGACCAACUGGAUCAGGUUCUUCAGUUCUAUUCCAGACAGUCCUACCAGAACAAGGCGGUUCCAUCUGCAGGACUUUUGUUUGUCUUCAUCGAACAAGCGGAUGGUUUACCAGUGAAAAAGAGUGGAAAAGAGCCAAAAGUGGGAGCGGAGAUGGUUCUUGGAAAAACAUCUCGCAAAACUACUGUGUGUGAUCGCACUACAUCGCCUCAGUGGAUUGAGGCGUUCUGCUUCCCUGUCCGUGACCCCAGGGAAGAUAAUCUGGUUGUUAAGCUGUCCCACAGCUGGACGUUGCCUAUGGGCUCUUUGGUCGUCCCCAUCAGAGAGCUGCUCUCAGAACCAGAACUGGUCCUGGAUCAGUGGUUCCAUCUGGACGGAGCCUCCCCAGAGAGUCAGAUUCUUCUUCGAGCUGAACUCAAGAUGCUGAUUCCGAGCAAAUGUCCCCGUGUCAGCCACAAGACUAAAUUCAUGUCCGAAGAAUCUGACCACACUCCUGAGCAGCAGAAGAGUGAGGCGGAUGUGACGCAAGGAUCGAGCUGCGUGAACGCUGCUGUAGAGACUCUUGUCCCCCAAGCGACUUUGCAUGAAGACGUCCAUGUUGAGACGCCUGUUGCUGACGUGUUGGAGGAUACAAAGCAGGAGUCAUCAAGUCCUGCGCUGGUGAAACCUCCUCAUACUUCCCCAGACCUCAGCUUUGCCAGUGAGGGCCUCAUGAGAAUCAUCCUCAUGGAGGCUCAAGAUCUGGUUGCCAAGGACAACCUCAUGGGGGGUUUCAAGAAGGGCAAGAGUGACCCCUAUGCAAAGGUCACCAUCGGAGACGUCACAUUUAAAAGCAACGUCAUCAAGGAGCAGCUCAGCCCCAUCUGGAACGAGAUGUAUCAGGCAGUGCUGAGGCCUCGGCCAGGCCAGGAAGUAAAUGUGGAGCUUUAUGAUAAAGACAUGGACAAAGAUGACUUUCUAGGAAGGUGCGACAUCAAUGUGGCCGACAUCAUCCGCUCCCAGUACACGGACCAGUGGUACUCUUUGAAUGAGGUGAAGUCUGGUCGUGUUCGCCUUAUUCUGGAGUGGGUUCAAGCAGUCUCUCAUCAUGGCGCACUGGACAAAGUGAUGCAGUUGCAGUCAUUGCAGUCCUUUACCAACAAGACUGUUCCCUCUGCAGCGCUGCUAUUUGUUCAUGUGGACAGAGCGCACCUUUUACCUUUUAAGAAAAGUGGAAAGGAGCCUAAGGCUGGUGCGGAGCUUGUUCUUGGCAACACAAGCUACAAAACAAAGGUUUGUGAUCGCUCCAGAUCACCUGAGUGGAACGAGGCUUUCUACUUUUUAAUCCGUGACCCUGCUGAGGAGAUGCUGGUCAUCAAGCUUUCCAGUGCCUGGGACCAGCCAAUGGGAUCACUUGUGGUUCCUGUGAAGGAGCUCCUGUCAGAACCUCAGCUAGUCCGGGAUCAGUGGAUGCAUCUGGAUGGAGCCCUGCCUGAGAGUGAGAUCCUACUCAGGGCUGAACUUAAGAUCUUGAACUCGAGGAUGACUGACGCUCCACAGCCUUGUGGUCCCGCUUCAAAAGAGAAGGAAGGCGGCUCAAAGCUGCCAUUGGAUAAUAUUUCUGCACUAACCAGUCAGCUGAAGCACUCUGAAGCAGUGAAAGACGAUGUGGGGGCCAUCACAGUCCAGCCUUCUGAUGCUGCGUUGGUGGAGGACGCAGCAGAAGAAGAGCUGCAUGACCCACAGUCGGACCUAGGAGUUCCUAAACAGGAAGUGACAGCUGAUGAUGCUGGUUUGGAUGACCUGGCCUGGUCCUCAGUGACUAGUCUUCCUGCUGAACCCUCCAAGCCAGAAGAUGAUGUUUGUCCACAGAACACCUGCAUCCCCAGCCCGGACUUUGCCACUGAGGGGCUGCUGAGGAUUCACCUGCUGGAGGCUCAGAGUCUGGUCGCCAAGGACAACUUGAUGGGCGGCAUGGUGAAAGGCAAGAGUGACCCCUAUGUCAAAGUCAGCGUUGGAAGUGUUACAUUCAAGAGUCAUGUCAUCAAGGAGAACCUCAACCCCACAUGGAACGAGAUGUAUGAGGUGGUUUUGAAGAGCUGCGAUGUCCAGAACAUCCAACUUGAAGCUUUUGAUAAAGAUUUAGAUUCUGAUGACUUUCUUGGCAGGUUGAGUGUGAAACUCAGCGAUGUCAUGCGAUCCCAGUUCAUAGACCAGUGGUACACCUUGAAUGAUGUGAAGUCCGGGCGGGUUCACUUGAUCCUGGAGUGGGUUCCUACCGUGUCGCAUUCCAUCCAACUUGACCAGGUACUGCAGCUUCAGUCUCUCCAGGCUUUCAAGAACAAAGCAUUCCCCUCUGCCGCGUUGCUCUUUGUCCAUGUGGAGCGAGCGCGUUCAUUACCUCUGAAGAAGAGUGGAAAGGAACCCAAAGCAGGAGCAGAGCUUGUUCUUGGAGACACAAUCUACAAAACCAAUCUGUGUGACCGCACAACCAAUCCUCAGUGGGGGGAGUCUUUCUACUUCCUUGUGCGGGAUCCUAAACAGCAGAUGCUUGUGCUCAAGUUGUCCAGCGGCUGGGACCAACCCAUAGGUUCGCUGGUGGUCUCCAUCAGGGAACUGCUGGCUGAGCCACAGCUGGUCCUGGAUCAAUGGUUCCAUCUGGAUGGAGCAGCAGCUGACAGUGAAGUCCUGCUCAGGCUUGAACUCAAGGUUCUGGAGUCCAAAAUGGUGGAGAUGAUCGGUAGAGGGACUCUGCCUUGUGCCACUGCUGGUAGUGGAUCUGGUAAUGGGCAGGUGAAGUUGUCGCUUUACUUUGACUCGCGAGAAGGCAAGCUGAGCGUCAUCGUACACGCCUGCAGAGGUUUGUUGUGUCCCAGUAAGGACGCAGUAGACAGCUACGUCUCCCUCUCACUGCUGCCCGACAAAAGCAAAGCCACCAAGAGGAAGACAGCUGUAAAAAAACGAGAUCUCAACCCCGAAUUCAAUGAGAGGUUUGACUACAACUUGACUGUGGAGGAAAUGAAAUACAGACAUCUCAACUUGUCAGUGAAGAAUAACUCUGCAUCAUUCAGAAGCCGCGACGUCAUUGGACAGGUGCAGAUCAACUUGGCAGAGGUUGACCUCAUUUCUGGAGUCACUGAGUGGUUCAUACUGAGAGAUGAAGCGGAGUAGUGAACAUAAAGGUCGCAUCGCUGCAACUUGAACAAGAUGCCUUCUGCUUUCCACUUCUGUAUUGGACACCGCUGCCGCAUGCGCACACGCACACAAACUGUGCUCCUUGUUAUAACAUACCAAAGUGCAAAGCCUGCCAAAUAUUUGUAUCACACAAAAACUCGGUACUGACUUGAGAAGAGCUUAAUAUAUAAUAGAUUAGCCAAAAGUGAGCUUGAAAUUUUGUUACAAUAUGUUGCGUCAAUUAAAAAUACCACUUGAGUGUUAAUGACCCGUUUUCAGACUUACUUUUAUAAUAAAGCAGCUUGCUUGGUUGUGUUUGACAGUGUUUUUUUAUAAGAUUGUUGUUUUUUGCUUUGCAUCAGGUUAAUGCAGUUUAGUUUGUGUAUAUUUGCAAAUACUAUACACCUAUUGAGUGUUGAAAGAUGGGAUAUUAAAAUUCAUCUUGCACAUCUUAUU